AGAUGAGGGUGGAGAGAGAGAGAGACGCACAAGAGGGAGGCUCACUUUCCUGCAUUCAAGCCAGUAGCCAGGGAACAGGAGGUUUGGGGGGUGAGGGGAGCUGGACUGCCUGUGUGUUUAUUGCGGCUCCUGCUUGUAUUUAUGUAGAAAGGGGGGAGGGAGGGCAAAGAAAGAAAGAAGACUAAAGGCAUUAAAAAAAGGAAAGAGGGAGGGGAUUCCAAGACAGAAAAUAACUGAUUUUUUUCUAUCCCAGGCUGCUAUCGCUGCUCUCACACCCUGCACUGUGCUGCAUGUCUCACUCUGUAUUGUAUUAGGGCUGCAGCAUUGGGGGGACCUACUUUGUGCUGCUUGUAGGCCCCUCUCUCUCUCCUGCUGCUGCUGCUCCUGCUGCAUGGGGAAAGGGGGAGGGGAGCAGAGUGGGGACAGCACUGCAGCAAGCCAGGCAGGGGGCUCUGGGAAAGUCUGGGGAUUUAACAGGCCUCUCUAACACUCAGCCAAAGGGACAGACUGAAGGGAGACAAUUAUGGAUCUGCGCUGAACUGGGGGAAAAAUACCAAGAGGAACCCAGCCUGGAAGCAUCUGAUUCACCAGCACCUGGGCACUCACUUUCUUUUAUUCGCACAAAACACCAAAAAAAAGAGGAUUUAUAUUUUACUCUUCACCACUUCUUUCCCUUUUUUGUUUACCCCAUUCAAGAUGACCUAAAAAAAAGGCCUUAUUUCAUUUUAUCGAACAAGGAUAAAAAAAAAAAAAAACGCCAGUUGGAAGAUUGGGGAGGAUCAAGAGAAAAAAAACCCCUCAGGAUUUUAUUGGAACCAGGAUCUACCCGCCUUGUUGUUGUGAGAAUAAGGAAUACGAUUCGUCAUUUUUUUUUUCUUUUUGUUUUCUUUUAAUUAUUGUUAUUUUUGGGGGAAAAAAAGGCAGUUUGUUAGUCUGAAGGGGAGACCAUGAGUGUUGUGCAGUGCAACAUGGGGCUGUGCGUCCCUUUAACAUUUAAUAAGGGAAUUUCAAUGAAUUAAAAUCCUAUCAAUUCUCCUUCCUUCCCUCCUCCUUUUUUUUUUUAAUAAUUUGCCUCCCGAGUAAAAACCUCUGGAAUUUCUUUCGGAAUAUCCUUCUGCAACCAUGAGCAUCAGUUCCGCACAGACUUCAAUAGACCGAUCCGCUUCUAAACGCUAUCCUCGUUUGCCAAGGUUGAGUAGCCUGUCAUCGGCUAGUGACGGAUCUGCCGAGCGAAGGUCUCCUGGACACCAGCGUCAGCCUUGUAACGAGAGUAACGAGUCUACAGGCCUGGUCCAGCGCUGUGUCAUUGUUCAAAGGGACCAAAAUGGAUUUGGUUUCACGGUCAGCGGAGAUCGAAUUGUUCUGGUUCAGUCUGUACGUCCAGGUGGGGCAGCAAUGCGAGCUGGGGUGCAGGAGGGAGACCGGAUUGUGAAGGUCAACGGCACGCUGGUGGCUAACAGCUCACACAUCGAAGUGGUCAAGCUGAUUAAAUCCGGUGCUUACGUGGCUCUCACUCUCCUGGGUUCUCCACCUCCAUCCAUGGGCAUGUCUGGGUAUCAGCAAGACUUGAGCUCCUCUGUGUCCCCACGUAACAUAUUAGUGUCGCCAAUUCCUCCACCUCCACCACCUUUGCCGCAGUCGCAUCACAUCACAGGACCUAAACCCUUACAGGACCUCGAUUUCCAAAAGCAUGCUACGGAAAUUCUUUGGAACAUGUUAAAGCAGGAGGAAGCAGAUCUACAGAAUCUGUGUGAUGUGUAUAACAGAAGCCCUAACCCCAGCCUGCAGGAGCAGAUAGAGAGGGCCAGGAAGAGGGUGCAUCAGCUGCAGCAUAAGAUAAGGCCAGAAAUACCCAGUACUGGGAAUUUGCUGCGUUCAUACAGUGACUGCAGCUCUGUGGUGUAUAAAGUCAAAGAAGGUCGCUUUUCUGUUGAUUCUCAGGAUGGAGACAGUGGCCUGGAUUCGGGAACUGAACGGAUAUCAUCGUUGAGUGAGUAUUCCAUGAAUCGGAAUUCUGUCCUGUCAGACCUCGGAAUGGACAGCUCCCACACCUCCCCAAUCAUCCCAACGAAACUGUUUCACCACCACCAUCGGCGGCACGGGUCAGACACCACCUUUAUUGCCACGUCUGAGCAGGUAUCAGAUCAUAGGAGGUCUACGAUAAUCGGGCCAGAAGAGGACUGUGACCAUGGAUAUUACAUGACAGAGCAGUCAGAUGGUCUCUUCCAAGAUCUGGAAAAGUUAAAGACCCGGCCAGCCCAUAUGGGGGUGUUUCUACGUUAUAUCUUCUCCCAGGCUGAUCCAAACCCACUGCUCUUUUACCUGAGUGCUGAGGCCUGUCAGCAUUUGAGUACAACAGACGCCUUCACAUUGAGGAAAGAAGUCUGGAACAUCUUCCUUGACAAAAGUGCACCACUGAGGGUUAAAAUCCCUGAUCAGCUACUGAAUGAAAUUGAAUCCCGUUUGCGGAACUCGGAAGAUAUCCGUGGUGUGUUUAGUGAAGCCCAGGAGGCGAUGCUGCCAGAGAUACAGGAGCAGAUACAGGAUUACAGGACGAAAAGGACCAUGGGAUUAGGGAGCCUGUACGGGGAGAAUGACCUGUUCGACCUUGAGAUUGACCCUCACAGAGAACGUCAUGUUGCUGCUAAACAGAUUGCACAGCUGGAGGACAUACUAUCAAAGUAUGAGAAAGAGAUCAGCUCGCCCAUGGCCUUUGCCUUGAGCAUGUAUGUGAAGUACGCUGGGAUCCACACUCAAGAUAUCCGUCCCGCCAGCAUCUCCGAAAAAAGCAUCCCCGACAGGGAAAAGUGGCUCCCGUUCUUCCCUAAGAACAAGAAAAGCAGCAACGCCAAAAAGGAUAAAGAGUCGGCUGAGGACAAGAAGCGCAACCCCAUCCUUAAGUAUAUUAACAAGCCCAAGAGUACGUCUCAGAGUACAUUUCAUGUUCCUUUGUCCCCUGGUGAAGUUAAACCCGGGAAUGUGAGAAACAUUAUCCAGCACUUUGAAAACAACCAACAAUAUGAUGUUCCCGAACUUAACCUACAGCGGCUUUCAACCGGGAGCUUCCCUGAAGAUCUACUGGGCUCUGACAGCAUCAGGUCGGAGGUGAAACUGGGCCGGUCAGAAAGCUUAAAGGGACGGGAAGAGUUGAAGAAAUCCCGCAAAUUGGACAAUGUUCCUCGAUCUCGCAGUGACGUAGAUAUGGACGCGGCAGCUGAGGCUACACGGCUACACCAGUCGGCUUCAUCCUCUGCAUCCAGCCUAUCCGCAAGGUCAUUGGAUAAUCCUACCCCACCCUAUACUCCCAAAUUAUGUCGAAGGAGCAUGGAGUCGCCCAAUUUGGGGUUGACUGGAGAAUUGCUGCUCUCCAACCUGCAGGAGGACGACCUGGGUCACCUCUCUGACCUUGACCCUGAGCCCGACGCACAGAACUGGCAGCAUACGGUGGGUCGGGACGUGGCGUUGCACCUGCCACCCAAAGAGAGGGCACGGCAAGAGGUGAUACAUGAGCUGUUUGUGACAGAAGCCUCCCACCUUCGGGUCCUACGAGUUCUGGAUCUCGUUUUCUACCAGAAGAUGCGCAAGGAGAACCUGCUGACCCCAGAUGAGCUCUGGCUUGUCUUCCCCAAUCUCCCAGAACUGAUUGAGAUCCACAACUCGCUGGCAGAGUCAAUGAAGCGGGUGAGAGAAGAAGGGCCAAUCAUCAAAGAGAUCGGUGACCUCAUGCUUUUGCAGUUUGAUGGAGCUUCAGGGGAGGAAGUCCGAAUGGAAGCAGCCAAGUUCUGCUCGUACCAGACAUCUGCCCUUGAGUUGAUCAAAGCCAAAAAGAGGAAAGAGACCCGGUUCAGUCUCUUCAUGCAGGAAGCUGAAAGCAACCCCCAGUGCCGACGACUGCAGCUGAAGGACCUGAUUGUGUCUGAGAUGCAACGGCUGACCAAGUACCCUCUGCUGCUGGAAAACGUCCUUAAGCACACAGACUCCGGGACUCAGGAACAUGAAAAGCUGUACCGUUGCCGUGAUCGGUGUCGAGAUAUUCUGAAAUAUGUCAACGAGUCCGUCAAACAGGCAGAAAAUGAACAUCGACUGGCUGAGUAUCAGAAGCGACUGGACGCAAGCCACUUGGAGCGGUCGAAUAAUCCUCUAGCUGGAGAGUUUAAGAACUUAGACCUGACCACAAGGCGAAUGAUACAUGAGGGGCCUCUCACCUGGAGGGUAACAAAAGACAAGAAUAUAGACUUGCAUGUUCUCUUGCUGGAAGAUCUCCUCGUAUUACUUCAGAAGCAGGAUGAGAAGCUGGUGCUCAAAUGCCAUAGCAAGACCGCCAUGGUCUCCACCGACACCAAACAAACCUUUAGUCCGGUCAUUAAGCUGAAUUCUGUCCUUGUUCGCUCGGUGGCUACAGAUAAAAGAGCCCUGUUUAUUAUCUGCACUUCAGACUUGGGACCUCAGAUCUACGAGCUGGUGGCACUGACAUCCUCAGAGAAAAACACGUGGAAGGAUUUAUUGGAAGAAGCAACCAAUGGUGCCAUGAGGAAUCCUCCCGGUGUCACCAAACGGAAAUCCCAGGACAUCAAUAGACCAACCUCUGCCAGCAUGGUCCUACAGAGAGCCCACAUGCCCAAAGUCUUGGCAGAAGGAGUUCUAAGACAUAACAGUGAGGACCCUCAAUCAGGUGAUGAGAGCGCUGGGGAAUUCUUAGGCCACCAAAAGCCAGAUGUCGUCCUAGAGGAAUCGGAAAGGGAGGAAGAUGAAGAAGAUGAAGCUCGGACACCUACCCUGCUGCCUAUCCCAUCUAAAGAGGAGGAUGCCGGAGGUGGGACACGGGGGUUAGACUCUUCCAACCAUAUUCCCUACCAGUGGCCUGCAGUGACUGAAGGGCUGGCUGAGUCUGCACUGGAUGAUGUUCAUAACCUCCGCCAGUUGAUCUUGAAGAACAUGCUCCACCACGGCCAUUCCGAGUACAACUCUUGCUCUGCCCCAGUGGCUGAGCCUGAAGAUGACCUCACGCCUACGCCUUCCAUCAUUGGAGGACACGGGCACCCAUGGGACACUAUGACAGACGCAGUAUUAGAAAAUCUAGGCGGAGAUCAGACUACUGAAGAGAAGGAGACCUCUGUUCCACCAUCAGUUAGCAGCUCUGAGAGCAGCAGGUCUGUUUUGAACUUUCCUCAUGGAGAUAGACCAGGUUCCAGAGAUGGGGAGGAGACUGCUUGGAGUUUGGUUGAACGCUACCCACAAAGCAGUUCUGUUCAUCAGAACCAAUCAGAGCAACUACACUGUGAGGACCAUAGUAACCAAAGCUACAGAGUUGUUAGAACAGCUGAGGUGGUGGGAAAUUAUGAUGUCAUACCGUUGCCAGACAGCAGCCAAUCACAGAGUGUGUUGCAGGAAGCUGGCGGUGGAGCUAUUGUAGAUGGAAAUUUCUUUUAUGUAACUGCGUCUACGGCUUCUGCAGCUUCUGCAAAGGAAGAUAAUGAAGUCUCAGAAUCCCAAAUGAACUCUGACCGGGCGGGCUUGUCCUUCUUGGAAUCUCAAGAGUCAAACCACACGCCAACUUACCAGCCAGAACUUGCCACCCCACCAUCAAGGAAUACAGAAAGAGAUCCACUUUCAUCGGAUCUCCUGCCCCCAAAACUUGUCAUUCAGGAAGUAGAUAUUAUCUUCAGGACGAUAGAGCAGCUGACGGCCAAACUCCACAGGCUGAAGGUAGUAGAGUCAGCCCAUCAGGAGCUUCUGCGAUCCUUAGGAAGAAGUGCCACAGAAGACCAUUACCAUGAGAGAGAGCACAUGGCAGAGAAGGAUAAUCAAGCUCAGAAGCAUCAGGGGUCCAAUUUGAACAGCUCCUCUCUAUUCUUUGUGAAGAACAGCAUAUCGGUCUCGCUUCAUCGAGAUGGCAAUACAGACCCACAGGAAGAUGCUAUAAAUCUGGCCAUGGGAAUAUAAGAAAGCCAAUCAAGGCCCUAGAACUACUGCGGUGCCUUAACAACUGCUUUUCAGUCCUAUUAUUUCAGGAGUGGAGCCCACACAUAUCGCACGCAGGCACGGCACUGCAAGGAAACGCAAAAUAAACUUUUUUUGGGGUAAAAAAAACAAACUGGAAUUGUUAUUUUUGAAGAAGAAAAAAAAAGCAUGUUAGCUUAAUAAAUUAUAUAUAUAUAUCUAUAUAUAUAUAUAUAUAUAUAUAUGUAUAGUUCUAUAACUAUUUAAAAAAAAAUGCAUACCUUAUUGCCCCCCAUGCAUGCUGUUGCUGUGGACUUGCCCUUAUGAUGAUGGCCGUGGCAGAAGCGUGGACCGUUCCAAAUAUGGGGGGGGAAUGCCCUGUCUUUCUUUUCCUGCAGCCCCUGCACUGUGUGGCAAGUCUGUCCUGUAGCAAAUGCACUAUUUCCCCAUGACGAGAGAAGCUCAAGGCACAAGGGGGGCUGCCUCUUUUUCCCCCCUUUUUGUAUAAAUAUGUAUGUAUGUGCAUUUUGUUUUAUUUUGUAAAUAGGUUUUUUGCCCCCCGCCCCGUCCCCUUUCUUCCAACUUGUAAUAAAAGAGGCUUUUUACCA
Molecule: messenger RNA, 6548 nt
Organism: Xenopus laevis (African clawed frog)
Lineage: Eukaryota; Metazoa; Chordata; Amphibia; Anura; Pipidae
Gene: arhgef11.S
Product: Rho guanine nucleotide exchange factor 11 S homeolog
Exons: 42
Coding region: 1123-5943 (1606 amino acids)
Biological process (GO): Rho protein signal transduction; intracellular signal transduction; G protein-coupled receptor signaling pathway
Cellular component (GO): cytoplasm; membrane
Molecular function (GO): guanyl-nucleotide exchange factor activity; G protein-coupled receptor binding
Source: RefSeq, a predicted model, not a curated record